AAUAUCUGUCACCACCCUCCAUUCUCUCUUCUCUCUUGCCUCUUCACACCUCACCUAUUUUCUCCUUCCUCACUACGAAAGACCCCGCCUGUACGAUCAUCCCACAGAACUACCACCUUGAUGCCUGCAACCUCAAGAUGAAUGGCGCAGCAUGGCUGACCCAACUGAUGGACCUUGAAAUAAACACCACAACCAUCCACGACUAUGGGCCAACUCGGCGACCUUUCGCCUCAGGGCACCAUUGCCGUCGGUAUUGUCGUCGGCCUGUUGUCCACCUCGAUCCAAAGCCUGGGACUUACCCUCCAGCGCAAGUCGCAUAUGAUUGAAGAUGCCAAACAAGACUUGGAGACAAGAAGACCCCCUUAUAAGAGGCGAAAAUGGCAGUUGGGAAUGUUCAUGUUCGUCAUCUCGAACCUCGUCGGCAGUACCAUACAAAUCACUACUUUGCCUCUUCCGGUCCUGUCAACCCUGCAGGCUUCAGGGCUGGUAUUCAACACAGCAUUUGCGACUCUAUUGCUAGGAGAACCAUUCACUCGUUUUUCCCUCUUGGGCACGGUCUUGACAUGUUCCGGGGCAGCACUCAUAGCGACCUUUGGGGCCAUUGGCGAGCCAGCCCACAACCUACAACAAUUACUACACCUCCUCAAUCGGAGGAACUUCAUAAUCUGGAUGGUUGGGACAAUGAUUGUGGCAGUAUCGACCAUAUUGUUUGCGCACGUCUUGAGAAUGUGGUCAUCCAAUCGACACAUUGCGCAAAGCCUACCGAAGUCUGAAAGACCAAGAUCGGCAUCUUCAAGUUCGAGGCCACAGCUAAGCCUCUCCACCACUUUCACUACUCAACUACCUCAGCAUCUCAAGAUCAAAGUCAACCGUUUACGCCUGAUUCGCGGCUUGUCGUACGCUCUCAUAUCCGGCAUUCUCUCAGCACAUUCACUCCUGGUUGCUAAAUCCGCCGUUGAACUACUUGUUCGCACGAUCGUUGACCACAACAACCAGUUCAAUCGCUUUCAAUCCUGGCUUAUCCUAAUUGCUCUGCUUUUCUUCGCCUUGACUCAAUUAUAUUACUUACACCUCGGUUUGAGAUUGUGCAGUACCAGCGUUUUAUACCCCUUCGUCUUUUGUGUUUACAACAUUAUUGCCAUUCUAGAUGGUCUGAUCUAUUUCCAACAAGCAUCAAGACUAAGUGUGCUGCAUGCCUGUCUGGUGGCAUUGGGAACGGUCAUAUUGCUCCUUGGUGUCCUGUCUCUUUCGUGGAGAUUAGAUGACAUAACACCUUCAGAAGCUGCUCCUCAAGCAGUUCCUCCUCGAACACCACUUACUCCGGGCUUAGGAUUGGUUCAAUCCGCGUCCGACGACCAAUCUUUGUACUUGCCGAAUGGAAGAAAAGGAAGCUCAACAUCACUUAUGAGAUCUUCGGUAGAUGAGCAAACCCCCCUACUGGGCGCUCGACCUCGCGCUGCGACUGGAUCAUCUAGGCGCAUUUCUGCUACAGAUACAGAAGAUAUCUGGGCACAACUCGAUGAUGAGGCGCGUCAAGAUGACUAUCUGGCAUCUCUCCCUCGUGCUCCGGGUCCCUUUCCCUCGAUCAAGAACCCCAGAACCCGACGCAGGGGCGAAUCAGGGUCAUCACAAGCCAUUUCUACUGGGAGCCGACCGAGUUCGUCAGGCUCCAGAGAGGAAGGACAGAAAGAUAACACCAAAGCAACCGAUUUCCAGCCAAAGGGAAACGCCGCGCAUCGAAGAAACAGCAGUGCACCCCGGACUGGAGUUGGGACACAUUACCAUCAAGGUGGCAGGCAUUCAAGUACAUCUGUACGCUUCGCCGAUGAUGAGGAGCGAAGGACUGAUCCAAAGCGUGCGAGUCGAAGUCGCUUUGACCAGAGUGGUGGAAAUGACGCAGAUGGUUCCUGAGCGAGAAUGAAUGGUCGAGAUGAUUCUAGAUUAGAGCGAGCGUGGCUUUUCCACAUACAGUCUUUUUCGGAUUUACGGCCUAGUAAUAUGAAUGCAUGAUGCAAAUUGUGAACUUCCCC
Molecule: messenger RNA, 2030 nt
Organism: Exophiala oligosperma
Lineage: Eukaryota; Fungi; Ascomycota; Eurotiomycetes; Chaetothyriales; Herpotrichiellaceae
Exons: 2
Coding region: 205-1911 (568 amino acids)
Biological process (GO): magnesium ion transport
Cellular component (GO): membrane
Molecular function (GO): magnesium ion transmembrane transporter activity
Source: RefSeq, a predicted model, not a curated record